Molecule: messenger RNA, 834 nt
Organism: Saccharomyces paradoxus
Lineage: Eukaryota; Fungi; Ascomycota; Saccharomycetes; Saccharomycetales; Saccharomycetaceae
Exons: 1
Coding region: 1-834 (277 amino acids)
Source: RefSeq, a predicted model, not a curated record
AUGCAGCGCAACACAGGUAUAGAAGAUUGCUUGGAUGAGGAUGACAUAACCUUCCCUUCCUUCAGCCCUGAAGCGGACGCUCAAAACAGAUUCUUGCCAAGAAGCGAGUUCCCCUCGGUGAGGCAACUCGUAAUUUCCAAACAGAAGAGCAGACGAAGAAGGGAGGAAAAUGUGUUCGUGGGAAAAAUGGAGGACGUGCUUGUAAAAUGGAGGCCGCCCGCAUCUUCACAUCGUGGCGCAAUUGAAGCUAUUAAUGGCACGCAUCCAUAUCAGCUUAGCACAGCACAGUUCAACUCGAAAAGACCGGACCCAUUCGGCUCAACAAAGAGGGAUGAAUCCGUACGUUCCAUCAUAGAAUCGUUUACCGAUUGGUGGAAGCGCAAUUCCAAAAUAUUCUUUCAUGACGAGGAGGAAGGCGUACAAGCUGAACACAGCGCAGGUCAGCAUGAUCGAGAAUUACAGCUUUUCGAAGAAGACCUCUUCUCAUUUCACCUGAGCCCAAACGAUAUGUCAACCAGGAAUAGCGAACAUCAAGUGCAGACACCGGUGCUUUUCCCAUACGAAACGCCUACGAGAACAAAACAAAACCUUGCAGAAAGGGAAACCAUAGAUAUCGGGGACGGUGAGGAACUCUCUAUCUAUAGAGACGUUUAUUCCAACCCUAUCCCCGUCAGCUAUUUAGAUACCUUAAACUUGAAUCACUCCAUGUCUUUACGGCAAACACAACAGCAACAACAACAGCAGCAGCAGCAGCAGCACGUAGAAUCCUCAUCGGCAUUCCAAUGCUGUACAGAUUCGAACUGGGCCAGGAUAUUUCUUUGCCAAAAUGAUUAG